UAAAAUAAAAUAUAAAAAAGGAAAAUACUAUGUAAAUCCUGUCGAAAUCUACACAUAACUACACACAAUUACACAAAAUUUAAGCUGGACAAAUUUAAACUCAUCAAAGCCGCGACGAGCAUCGAGGAAAUUGCUGCAAUGGAACCCUCCGCUUGCGAAGGCGAGUUGGAGUCCGCCCACAAAAAAGAUCUGAAGGCAUUCGAGCGGCGGCUCACCGAAGUGGUUCUAUCGUACAGACCUCCGACGUUCCGAUGGCGCAUUUUACUUUCUGCCAUGUCGAUGUGCACGGCCAUUGGUGCCUGGUACUGGCUGAGGGAUCCCCGCACCACGGUUGUGCCCCUGACGGAAUCCCUCUGGAUACAUCCAAUCUUCACAGCGGCCACAGUAACCUUAAUUGUACUCUUUAUUUUAGGCAUACAGAAGUUGGUGAUAGCGCCACAGAUAAUCACAUCGCGGACGCGUAAUGUGCUGGGUGACUUCAACAUGAGCUGCGACGACACGGGGAAGCUGAUACUGAAGCCCCGCCAAAGCAAUAACAACAGCACAUGAGCUGCCAACAGCUACGCAGACAAUCAAUCAAUUAGUUAAUGCAUCCAAAAACUAUCUAACCCCCGCCCCCUGCCCUGCUUAUAUUGCUCCGGACACUCUUGUUUUAUACACGAAAAUUUAGCGUAACUACUUCCCUGCCCUUGCCCCUACACUACUUCCAUUUCCGUUUAGUUAUAGAAAAUUCAUUGUAAAAAAAACAAAGUGACUACUGUUAAGCUUAAUGUAUUUCGUUAUGGCGUUACCCCUCGCUGCCAAAAUACAACCAAAAAAAGUAAAGCUGCAUUCAAAA
Messenger RNA from Drosophila subobscura, 838 nucleotides. It is a transcript of the gene Cnep1r2, whose product is annotated as nuclear envelope phosphatase-regulatory subunit 1 homolog. The transcript has 4 exons. The coding region runs from base 139 to 549 and encodes 136 amino acids. Gene Ontology annotation, cellular component: cytoplasm; Nem1-Spo7 phosphatase complex. The record is from RefSeq and is a predicted model, not a curated record. NCBI's taxonomy places the organism in Eukaryota, Metazoa, Arthropoda, Insecta, Diptera, Drosophilidae.